AGGGAGGAGAGAAGAGGAGAGGGGGCGUCUGUCGUCACCAAACCACGUGUCUGGCGCUGAUAGUAUAUCUUAUACUGGGAAAAGUAAUCUAUCAGACAGACCCGUUAAAAGCUCCGGCCUUUAAAAGCAGCAUGUGUCAUCUCGACUUGGUUCUCCAAAUAUCACUCGUCCAGGAAAUAUACUGAGAAGGCACGUCGCGGCGCAGAAGUCGCGCUAUCUCCAAACAACUUCGAAGCAAGACGCACCGCUCCGCAGGCCUGCUCACUUACCGAGUGGGGAAUAUUUGUAGAAGUUGAAGUUUCUGUUUGACUGGACUCGCGGGCUGCCGGUUCGAUCGCAUUCAGAUUUUGGGAGACGUCCGAUCUCUUGACAGGAGCGACCAGACGUCCCGCAGACGCCGCCGUGUGUGCGCACUGACCGCUUCACAGCACGCCCGGCCGCUCGGUUGUUUUGGCUCCACUAGACUUUUUCUUUGAAAAGUGUGAGUAAGCCGUGAGAUGACCUUGUCUGGAGGCAGCGAACGAGCCAGCGACAUGUCCGGCCAAACCGUGCUCACAGCGGAGGACGUGGAUAUCGACGUGGUAGGCGAGGGAGACGAGGAGGGCAUGGAGAGGAUGGACAGCGACUGCGACAGCCCGGUGGGAGGCAUCCUGCACGACCUGCGCGGGGAGACGGGAGACGAUGAGGUGGACGAUGAGAUCGAGGUGGAGAAGGAGGAGAUGAGGUCCGGUGGCGGAAGUCCGUGCUGCGAGAGCUCCGGCGAGGGCGAGACGGGCAGUGGGAAGGGAGAGGGUCACGACCAGAGCGCGGGUCCGGGGGGUGCGAUCCAGAAGCCCAAAAGCAGCCUGGUAAAGCCGCCGUACUCGUACAUUGCUCUCAUCACCAUGGCCAUCCUCCAGAGCCCGCAGAAAAAGCUCACUCUCAGCGGGAUCUGUGAAUUCAUCAGCAACCGUUUCCCCUACUACCGGGAGAAGUUCCCCGCGUGGCAAAACUCCAUCCGCCACAACUUGUCCCUCAACGACUGCUUCGUAAAAAUCCCCAGGGAACCUGGCAAUCCGGGCAAGGGCAACUACUGGACCCUGGACCCAGCUUCAGAGGACAUGUUCGACAAUGGCAGCUUCCUCAGGAGGAGGAAAAGGUUCAAGAGAGUUCAGCCGGACAUGCUCAGGGACCAGACCGCGCUCAUGAUGCAAAGUUUCGGUGCGUACAGCAUCGGGGGCCCCUACGGGAGACACUACGGGAUCCACCCGGCUGCGUACUCCCAUCCGGCGGCUUUGCAGUAUCCGUAUAUCCCCCCCGUAGGUCACAUGCUGCCCCCGGGCGUCCCCCUCCUGCCCUCGGCGGAGCUGAACAGAAAAGCGUUCAACUCUCAGCUCAGCCCGAGCCUUCAGCUCCAGCUCAACAGCCUGAGCACGGCGUCCAUGAUCAAAUCAGAGCCAUCGAACAGACCGUCUUUCAGCAUAGAGAACAUCAUCGGGGUCUCCAGCGCCUCCUCGUCCUCGCCGGGCGCCGCUUUCCUGCGGCCUCCCGUGACCGUUCAGUCGGCCCUGCUGAGCGCGCAGUCCCUCUCCCUGACCCGGACCUCAGCCGCUAUCGCCCCCAUCCUCAGUGUCCCUUCAAAUAUUAUUUCUGGACACGUUUUACCCUCAGCGGCGGCGGCGGUGUCCAAAUGGCCUUCACAGUGACUUAAAAGCAAGAGAAAAUAAACUCUUAUUUUUCUAUAGAGACAUUAAUUCUGGGAAGUGUGAAAUGAGCACAAAUCAAUAGGCAGCACUGGACUGUAAAGCCAUGUAAAGACUGUUGAAACACAGACAACAAGAUAAAAAAAAAAAGAAAGAGAAAGGAGAGAUUUCUGUACAGGUAACAUUUGUAAAUAUUUGUACAAAGAGAAUCAUUUUAUCCGUUUGACUUUUACCUGUACCCUUUUCUGCCCAUUUUAUUUUAUUUUUGUUCUUGUUUGAGAUCUGUGAUAAUAAUUUUACAUUUUUCCUUUUUGUAUCGGAAGCUCGACUGGACACAAUUUUGGCUUCUUUUUCAUACAAGACACGAGAAAGCUCUGAAAAAUAGACUGUUUAUAAUGAAAAAAAAAAACGACAACAAAAACGAACAAAUAUAUGUAAUUCUAUGUAGCUAUAUUGUGUUGUAAACUGAAUUUAUUUGUAAAUAAAUCCAAGAAAGAAUUAAAAAUCAGUUUUCAUUA
Molecule: messenger RNA, 2200 nt
Organism: Mugil cephalus (flathead mullet)
Lineage: Eukaryota; Metazoa; Chordata; Actinopteri; Mugiliformes; Mugilidae
Gene: foxd3
Product: forkhead box D3
Exons: 1
Coding region: 498-1685 (395 amino acids)
Biological process (GO): regulation of transcription by RNA polymerase II; cell differentiation; anatomical structure morphogenesis
Molecular function (GO): RNA polymerase II cis-regulatory region sequence-specific DNA binding; DNA-binding transcription factor activity, RNA polymerase II-specific
Source: RefSeq, a predicted model, not a curated record